UCUUGUGGCCCCCAUACCUCCUACCGCUCGUAUCUCUGAACUCACCCGCAUCCCCUCAAGCCGCUCCACGCGCAAGAACCCUGGAGAAAUCUUGUCCGGAGCAAUGGCCGAGAGUCUCUCCUCCACGACCUUUGUGGUUUUCAUCAACGGCAAAAAGGUGGUGGACGACCAUGUGGAUCCUGAGAUGACUCUGCUCACCUACAUCAGGAACAAGUUGCUGCUCAAGGGGACCAAGCUGGGCUGUGCGGAGGGAGGCUGUGGCGCCUGCACAGUUAUGGUCUCACGAUAUGACCACGACACUCGUGAAAUUUCCCACCUUGCUGUGAACGCGUGUCUGACCCCCGUGUGCUCCGUGUACGGCUGCGCCGUCACCACCGUCGAGGGCAUCGGCAGCAGCCGCACCAAGCUGCACCAAGUGCAGGAGCGGCUGGCCAAUGCCCAUGGCUCACAAUGUGGAUUUUGCACACCUGGGAUGGUGAUGAGCAUGUACGCGUUGCUGCGUACCCAUCCCCAGCCCAACGCCAAGCAGCUGCAGGACACCUUCCAGGGGAAUCUCUGCAGAUGCACAGGAUACCGUGCUAUUAUUGAGGGAUACAAGCCAUUCAUUAAGGCCUCAGGUUGCUGUGGAAAUGCAUCUCGAGUUGGAGGCUGCUGCAAGGAAGAACAAAACUCGGCCGUGGGCUCGAACGAGGAGCCGCCCCAAGCUGAGUCUCCCGGGGCCCUGCCGCUGGACCCCACGCAGGAUCUCAUCUUCCCUGCAGAGUUGCAGCUGAGCACGGACCUCGAGCAGGGGAUGCGAGUCUUCCGGGGGGAGCGCGUCGCGUGGCACGAGCCGAGCAACCUCCACGAGCUGCUGGAGCUGCGCUCGCGAUUCCCGGACGCGCGCAUCGUCGUGGGGAACACAGAAGUCGGUGUGGAAGUGAAGUUCAAGAACAAGCACUAUCCCUGCCUGCUGGCUCCUGCUCGUGUAGCUGAACUCAACCAAGUUCUCUUCUCUGACACUGGGCUCUGGCUGGGCGCCGCGUGCACGCUGAGCCGGGUGGGGGCCGCGCUGGGCGCCGCGCUUGACAAGGGGCCCGCGGCCAGCGGCGAGACGUUCCGCGCGCUGCUCGACGUGCUGCACUCUUUCGCGGGCACCCAGAUCCGCAACGUGGCGGCAAUCGGAGGUAACAUCAUCACAGCAAGCCCCAUAUCGGACCUGAAUCCUGUGCUCAUGGCUGCUGGUGCACAGCUGUCCCUCGUCUCGCCCGCCGGAAAACGGGUAGUCCCGAUGGACGGCUCCUUCUUUACGGGAUACAGGCAGACACUGCUGCGCAGUGACGAGCUGCUGCUGGCUGUGUUCGUGCCUUACUCCCGCCCGAGAGAAUACGUGAUGGCCUUCAAGCAGGCGCAGCGACACGAGGACGACAUCGCCAUCGUGAACGCCGGCAUGCGUGUGCGCCUGCACACCGCCUCACUGCGCGUCGCCGAGCUCAGCCUGGCCUACGGGGGCAUGGCGCCCACCACGAGGGCCAUUUCACAGGCGGCCACCAAUACCUUCAUCGAUAGGCUGUGGGACGAGUCUCUGCUCACUGACGUUUGUGCCGUGCUGGUGAAGGAACUGCCGCUCUCUGCUACAGCUCCAGGAGGCAUGGUGGCUUUUCGACAAACUCUUGUUCCCAGCUUCUUCUUCAAGUUUUACUGGACCGUGCUAAGAAAGCUGCGUGAACAGGAUGAGGACAUCUCAGAGAUUCCACCAGAGCACAUAAGUGCCACUCAGCCCUACCAGCAGAAGCUGAUACAGAGCAUGCAACUCUACCAGGAGGUGCCGCUCGGCCAGCGAGCGGAGGACGCCGUGGGCCGCCCGGUGCCGCAUGUGGCCGCGGCGUUGCACACGAGCGGGGAGGCAGGGUACUGCGACGACUUGCCGCGCCUGGAGAACGAGCUCUACAUGGCCCUAGUCACCAGCUCGCGGCCGCACGCCGCCAUCACGGCGAUCGACACGAAGGAGGCGCUCGGCCUCCCAGGGGUCGAGGCGUUUAUCGGCGCUCGCGACGUGCCUGGGAUGAACCACAGUGGCAUCUUCCACGACGAGACGGUCUUCGCAGACGGCAAGGUCACGUGCAUCGGUCAUGUGAUCGGGGCUGUGGUGGCCGAUACACAGAUGCACGCCCAGCGUGCUGCUAAAGCCGUGAAGGUCACUUACGAAGACCUGCAGCCCGUCAUAAUCACCAUGCAGGACGCCAUUGCCCAGGAUUCGUUCUAUGAGCAGCAGAGACAGAUCUUGAAGGGUAACUUGGAGUCCGGCUUUGCUGAGGCAGACCACAUUGUGGAAGGAGAGAUACACAUCGGGGGGCAGGAGCAUUUCUACCUGGAAACGCAGUGCUCGCUCGUCAUUCCCAAGGGCGAGAAUGGGGAGAUCGAGAUCUUUUCUUCUUCUCAAUCGCCCACCAACACACAGCUGGAGGCGGCGGAGGUGCUGGGCGUGCCGGCGAACCGCGUCUUGUGCCGCGUGCGCCGCAUGGGCGGUGGCUUCGGCGGCAAGGAGAGCCGCGCCUGCAUGCUCUCCAACGCCGUGGCGGUGGCAGCGGUGCGGCUGGGCCGGCCCGUGCGCUGCAUGCUGGACCGCGACGAGGACAUGCUCAUCACCGGGGGCCGGCACCCAUUCCUGGGCAAGUAUAAGGUGGGGUUCAUGAACGAUGGUCGAGUGAUCGCACUGGAUGUGGUUAUGUACAGCAAUGGCGGCAACAGCCUGGAUCUGUCAGCUUCCGUGAUGGAACGCGCUCUGUUUCAAAUGGACAACGUUUACCGCAUCCCAAACAUCCGUGGCAGAGGCAUCGUUUGUCGUACGAACCUCCCGUCCAACACGGCCUUCCGUGGCUUCGGGGCCCCGCAGGGAAUGUUGAUCGCGGAGAACUGGAUCACGGACGUGGCCAUGACCCUCAAUCUGCCACCCCAUGAGGUGCGGCAAGUGAACAUGUACAAAGAUGGGGACUUGACGCACUUUAAUCAGCCCUUGACGGACUUCACGCUGGACCGCUGCUGGAAUGAGUGCCUGCAGCAAGCGAACUACACGCAGCGCUGUGUGGACGUAGAAGACUUUAACAGGCAGAACCGGUGGAGGAAGCGUGGCAUCGCAGUCAUACCGACCAAGUUCGGCAUCAGUUUUACCGCCAAGUUCUUGAACCAGGCCGGCGCGCUGGUCCACGUGUACAAAGACGGAUCGGUGCUGGUGGCACACGGAGGCACAGAGAUGGGACAGGGCCUGCACACCAAGAUGAUUCAGGUAGCCAGCCGCUGCCUGGGUAUCCCGAUUUCUGAUAUUCAUAUCAGCGAGACGAGCACAAACACCGUUCCCAACACAUCCCCUACGGCAGCCUCUGUCAGCUCGGAUCUCAAUGGGAUGGCUGUGAAGAUUGCCUGCUCAACCCUCCUCGAGCGCUUGGCCGUAUUCAAAGAAGAGAACCCUUCAGGCUCCUGGCGCGACUGGGUGAAUAAGGCUUACAUGAACCGCAUAAGCCUGUCCACAACUGGUUUCUACAGGACUCCAGACAUUUAUUAUGACUGGGAGAAGAACGAAGGCAAGCCAUUCAACUACUUCACAAUCGGCGUGGCCUGCUCGGAGGUGGAAGUGGACUGCCUCACCGGAGCCUCCCAGACUCUCCGCACCGACAUCGUCAUGGAUGUUGGCAACAGCUUGAAUCCAGCCAUCGAUGUCGGCCAGAUCGAGGGCGGCUUCAUGCAGGGCCUGGGCCUCUUUGUGCUGGAGGAGCUGCGCUACUCUCCUGAGGGGUCGCUGCUCACACGGGGGCCCGGCUCCUACAAGAUCCCUGCCUUCGGGGACGCCCCCGAGCACUUGCACGUGUCGCUCCUGCGGAGUGCGCCCAACAAACGCGCCGUGUACUCGUCCAAGGCCGUGGGCGAGCCGCCCCUGUUCCUCGCCGCCUCCGUGUUCUACGCCAUCAAGGACGCGGUCCGCGCGGCCCGAGCUGACGCAGGCCUGGCGGGGCCCUUCUGCCUGGACAGCCCGGCCAGCCCCGAGCGUGUUCGGAUGGCCUGCCCCGACCGCUUCACCAAAAUGGUUCCUCAGGAGGAAGAAGCUGGCGCUGUGCCCUGGGCCGUGCGAGCCUGACAAGCGGCAGGCGGCACCCUUGCUCGCCUGCUUGGGGAAGCACGGGCGGCAAUGCCGGCUUGUGUUUAGAACAGCGACGUCGAUACCAACACGCUUUCCAAUCCGCAGCUGUUCUUUGGUGUGCAGGAUAAUUUCGUAACUUUAACACUAUCAAAAGCCAUUUUCACGGCAGGGUGAUGUAGUGGUAAUGCUCAUGAUUCGCAGCAAGAAGAGCCUGGGUUCAAUUCCUUAUUCGGGCACCUUUCUGUGUGGAGUUUGUACAUUCUCUUCAUGUCCUGCAUGGGUUUCCGGUUUCCUUCCAUCGCGAAAAAUCCAUAGCGUAAUUAUUGUUGACCAAACAUCCAAUUGGGAUUACACAGAGCAAUAUCGCCCCCUACUACAAAACCUGAAAGUCGUGAGACUAAGUGAGGCUUUUCUGGGUAAAUACACAUAAUAACAAUUACCGUCAUAGGUUUUAAUUUUUCAAAGUGUCCUGCGUAUGGAUUUUUGUGUUUUUGCAAUAGACAAAAAUUCAAAUGUGGGUUUUUAAAUAUUUGGAAAAUUCUGAAAAUGAUUUACCGUAAUUUUUAUUUUACCUCAUAUUAUGGAAGUGUAGUAACAUUGUUUGGCAACAUCUUCCAGACAUUGUCGAUGUAUUGAUAUGCAUGCAGCUGGUCUGAUAGCCGUGUUUGGAAAUGUUGACAAGUAUUGGAUUGUUUCAAUGAUGUGAUCACUCUUUUAAAGUGUAAAAAACCAUUCCUAAAACCAUUUCAGCCAACAACCAUUUUAAUUACGUGCCAAAAUCUGAAUUCUAGAAAAAUGUACAAUUACAAAGGUAUGAGACUUGCUUGUCAGUGAAUGUUUAUU
Messenger RNA from Lethenteron reissneri (Far Eastern brook lamprey), 4957 nucleotides. RefSeq names its product xanthine dehydrogenase (gene XDH). The record is from RefSeq and is a predicted model, not a curated record. Lineage: Eukaryota; Metazoa; Chordata; Hyperoartia; Petromyzontiformes; Petromyzontidae. Gene Ontology annotation, molecular function: FAD binding; iron ion binding; molybdopterin cofactor binding.